AUGAUGACAGUGGACGCACAGCAGAGAAGGAUUCUCCAUGUACUGGGACCCGUGAUCAGGCUCCUCAACACCUCGCCAGGUGACACUGUGAAGAUAGGCGAGAUCUCAUAUGUGCUCAGAUCUCCCAGAAAUCCAGAACUCGUGCCAGAAUUAACAAAGCGAGAAGUGGAAUAUGUUGCCCUGUCCAGAGAUACUACUGAGACUGAUCUCAAACAGCGCAGAGAGAUCCGGUCUGGAACUGCAUUUUACAUAGACAAGUGUGCUGUCCGAGCUGCAACUGAGGGUCGGAUUCUGGUGUUGGAGGGGCUGGAGAAGGCCGAGAGGAACGUGUUGCCAGUUCUCAAUAACCUGCUGGAGAAUCGAGAGAUGCAGCUGGAAGAUGGACACUUUCUCAUGUCAGCACAGCGCUACAACAAACUCCUGGAGGAGCACACUAAAGAUGAGCUGGAUGUGUGGAAAAUCGUUCGGGUGAGUGAGGAGUUUUGAGUCAUUGCUCUCGGCCUUCCUGUUCCCCGAUACAAAGGAAACCCGCUGGAUCCACCUCUCUGCUCCCGCUUCCAGGCCAGAGACAUCUACUACCUUCCCUUCAAGGACCAGCUAGAGCAUCUAUACAGAAUUGGGCCAAAUGUGCCUCCUGAAAGGGUGUCCCAGCUCUUGUCUUUGGCCACUACACUUUGUUCUCAAGAGUCUGCCAGCUUAAGUCUGCCUGAUUUCCCUGUGGACAAUCUUCCAUCUGCCCUCGCAGUUCUAAACUUGUUCGCCAUGCUGUCAGCGCAGCAGCUGGUCCAGAGGCUUUACCCGUACGAGGUCAUGCUGGGAAAGGAAGGCCGUACCGCUGUAGAGGGGGUGCUCAGUAGGUUUGAGUUGACUGAUGGGAGCACGAAACCUUCUCCGACUGCUGUGCUGAGCAUUGAGUCUGUGAAUGGAGCUCAUGCAGAACAGGCAGCUGUCACCCUCAACAUAGCCAACCAGAACAUCACCUUUCAGGUUCCUUCAGGGACGCGGCAAAGUCACCCACCCAACAGCAGUCCCACGUUCAUCGGCACCCCCACCCACGACCGCCUGCUGGCCGAGAUGAUGCAGUCCCACCUCGUCAAAGACAUUUGUCUGAUUGGAGCCAAGGGUUGUGGCAAAUCCGUGAUUGCAAGGGAAUUUGCUGACAUGCUGGGCUACAGCAUUGAACCAAUUAUGCUUUAUCAGGAUAUCACUGUGCGGGACCUCCUCCAGCAGAGGUACACCCUGCCUAAUGGAGACACAGCCUGGAGGGCCUUCCCGCUGGUCACUGCUGCUCAGGAGGGCAAGCUGGUGCUGCUGGACGGCAUCCACCGUGUCAACCUGGGCACUCUGGCUGUGCUUUCCAGGUUGCUGCAUGACCGCGAGCUGGCUCUGAGGCGGGACCGUUACCAGACUCUGAAAGACGAGCUACAGCUCACUGACCAGGAGCUGCAAAACAGAUCUCUGAAUUCUCUGCAUCCAUCAUUCCGGAACAUCGCUUUAGCGGAGCCGCCUCAGGUUGGGAGCACCACGCAGCAGUGGCUCAGCCCGGAGAUCCUCACCAUGUUCCUCUUUCACACCGUCAAACCACUGGCCAAGGUUGAGGAAACGGCUGUUAUCCAGGGCAUUAUCCCAAAUGUUCCCAAAGAAGCAGUGGAGCAGCUGCAACACCUGACUCACAGUCUGAGAAAAUCCAACGAUCCUACGCCCCUCUCUCUUGCUUCUUCAUUGUCCACCAGGCAGCUGCUGAGAAUCUGUCGGCGUCUUUCUCAGUAUCCACAGGAGAGUGUUGCUCACACUGUGAACAAAGCCUGUCUGUCCAGGUUUCUGCCCAGCCUGGCUCGCUCGGGUCUUCAGAAGAGUCUGGUUAACUGCUCAAUAGAAGAUCAGCUUGACCCAGCAUCAGAACAGAGCCAUCUCUACAGCUGCACAGUAAAAGAUGGACUUCUGACCAUAGGGAACGUCUCGGCUCCUGUGUACAGCCCUGAUGAGAAGAUGAAGGUCACAGAUGUGCUCUUUUAUGAGAACGUUCAGCACAUGAUGGUGAUUCAGGACAUGCUGAAGGACUCCCUGUUGGGGGAACACCUGCUUCUUGUGGGCAACCAGGGCGUAGGGAAAAACAAGAUUGUUGAUCGAUUCUUGCAUCUGAUGAACAGACCCAGAGAAUAUCUUCAGCUUCACAGAGACACUACAGUCCAGACUUUAACACUGCAGCCCUCUGUGAGAGAUGGCAUCAUCAUCUGUGAAGACUCUCCAUUGGUUAAAGCUGUAAAGAUGGGACAUAUUCUGGUUAUAGAUGAAGCUUGUAAAGCUCCCACAAAUGUCACCUGUAUCCUGAAGACAUUGGUGGAGAGUGGACAGAUGAUCCUGGCAGAUGGAAGAAGAAUAGUGUCAGAUCCACUGGAAGCAGCCGGAAGGUCUAAUGCCAUUCCCAUGCAUCCAGAUUUCCGUAUGAUUGUUUUAGCAAACUGACCUGGCUUUCCGUUUUUGGGGAAUGACUUCUUCGGAGCACUUGGGGACAUAUUUAGCUGCCAUGCAGUGGACAACCCCAAACCUCAGGCUGAGUUUGCCAUGCUGAAGCAAUAUGGGCCUGACGUUCCUGAUGCAAUCCUCCAGAAACUGGUGGCUGCAUUCGGAGAGCUCCGGGCCAUGGCUGACCAGGGAACAAUCACCUACCCCUACUCUACACGAGAAGUGGUCAACAUCGUAAAACACCUGCAGAAAUUUCCAGACGAGGGCCUGACCAGCGUGGUGAGGAAUGUGUUUGACUUUGACUCCUAUAACAAGGACAUGCGUGAGGUGCUGAUCACAGCGCUGCACAAGCACGGCAUUCCCAACGGAGCCAAACACACCAGUGUGCACCUGGCCAAAGAGUAAGAGCUCAGCUCCUAUCGCCCUUUACUGUCCGGCCCUGUGUUUCUGCGGGUUCAGAGUUAUCCUUCUGAGAGGCACGAGUCCAGAUUCUGUGAGCUUGAGGAACAGGCUCACUGGGCAGAUUCCAUGAACGAGUGGUUCAUCUUGACGUCAACGAUUCCAUUAUGUUGGCACAACGAUGUAAACCAAGAUUUUGAAAUAGCAAAAGUAACCCUGAAGGAGAAAGGAGACUCCGUCCAGUGCAUUGAGCUCUAUGACAUCUUCCCUCGGACCAUCAGUGGAGGCUGGCAGCCCUUUUACUCUGUUGUGUGGUUGUUCUAUGUGGAGAAGGGGAUACAAAAAGCCCGUGCUCUGACUGUAACUCAGCAGCUGGGUGGUUUCGGCACCUGCGGCAACACAGUGCUGCAUCUGGACCUGGUGACCGGUGCUGUGAGGAGACUGGUCCUGUCUCAGGACAAACAGGAGGAACCACCGUGCAAGACCUCAAACUGGUGGACCAACAAAGAGAGUCAGCUCUGCCCGGCCGUCUGUGGUUCCCUGCCUGCUGGUUCCCUCAUCUUGGCAGCUGUAUUGGUUCUGGUGGUCCUAGCUGCUGCCCCCUAUGCUGGUUCCAGUGGUCACCCUCAGCUAUCCCGUCAUUACCCCAGUAUCCCCUCCUGUUGGACUUUCAAUAAAGCAGAUGUCUAUGUAGGCUGUAGACUGCCAACAGCUCAUUAUGUUUCGGAUCAGAGCUCUGGUGUCCUGUUCAGGCAUGGCCUACUGAUUUGUACUCUGCUCUACUUGGACAGGAGUCAGCUGGAUGUUGUUGAUGUGCUAGAAGGUCGGUACACCAUCUCCCUCCCCAUCAAUCUCAAGCCUGUGUUCCUGGUGGCUGAAGACCACUGGCUUCUUGUUGAGAGCAAGACUGACAGGAAGUUCCUGUUGACAAAGCCCAUGCACAUGGGCGCAGAGGACACGGGAGUGUGCCAGCUACAUGCCAUCAGUGAAGACGCUGUUAACACUGGCUUUGGCACCAGCUCAGGGCUUGAAGCCACGGCUCCUCAGGAGGUAUCGAAUGAGCAGCUGCCCAGUGAGAACCUCAGCACUGCCCUGGGCCAGAAGAUCAUCUCUCCCAACCGCAUCCUCUGUGACACUAACACCUAUGCUAAUGUUAUCGUGGGCUUCCCAGACCUCAUGUCCCCUAACGAAGUGUGCAGCUUUACAAGAUCUUCGCCCAUAACAGAGGGUCGGGGAUCUGAUAUGUUUUUUGGGUCAAGUAAGUGAACCGGGCCAGCAAAGAGGGUCAACUGUGUCUGUCUGUUAAGGGCUAAUCAAGUGGUCCGAGCUCCCCCUUCACAAGUCCCACUGACUGAGAUCUACCCCAAAGAUGUCACACCACCCAUGACUGCUGCUCAGCUGGAAGUGACAGACCUGAACUCUAAAAAGCUCAAACACAUUCCAGUGCCGAGGAGCAGCUCAAUGUCUCCAUACACUGUGUGGAUCUCAAAGGUCUCAGACACAGAUGUAGUGAUGGCUCCUUGGGGCUCUGAGAGGCUGUGGGAAACAGGCCUGGACAACCUGCAGCGCUCUCUGCUGGAGUGGAGGAUCAUGAUCGGAGCAGAGGAUGGCAGGCCAAUCCAGAUCACCAUUUAGAGAGACAGUAGACAAGAUGUCAGCUACCCAAAGACUGACCCCAGAAAUGCCCCUCAUGUAGGGGGGAACCAGUGGGCUGGAGGCACAGGGACAGUAAAUCACAUCCCAUUGCACUGUGUAUCGAAAGGUGGCAGAGAUACAGCGGGUCUUGGAGGGAAAGGAGGCCCAUACCGUCUGGACGCCGGACACAAAGUUUACCAGAUUUCUCAGGCGGAGAAAGACGCUGUGCCAGAUGAGGUGAAGAGAGCUGCACGGGAGAUGGCCGAGAAGGCUUUUAAGCAGAGAAACAAUCACUUCUGUGACAUUUUUGCUCCAGGUGCUGAUGGAGAGGGUUUUGAGAAGAUCCGCUCCUCUAAAUCAGCGCUAUCUCCUUUCACCUACGAUAGCACUGUAAAGAAAGCUGGCAGCCACACAGGCCUGUGUGUGGUCCAGAUGAGCGCACUGGCAUCGCUCUGCACAGGUUCUGUCCUGAGAAGAACUUCACCUCCACCUCACCCUGAGCCUCUGUUCUCCGCUUGGGCUUUUCCAGAUAGUAAUUUGACCAAUGCCUAUUCAUUUGCUGCUGUAAAGAUGCCGACACAUACAUUCAGAUUGGGGUCUCCUCAGCAGAAGCUGAAGCGUUUACGUCUGCUAGCGGACGUCUCUGGCAGCAUGUAUCGCUUUAAUGUUGUGGACUGCCGUCUGGCCAUGGAAGCUGUGUGUAUGGUGAUGGAGGCUCUUGAGAGCUACGAGCACAAGUUUAAGUAUGAUAUUAUGGGGCACUCUGGAGAUGGGUUUGACAUAGAACUGGUCAGAUGUGACAAAGUGCCCAAGAACAAUAAGGAGAGGCUGGAUGUUUUGAAGACCAUGCAUGCCCACUCAUAGUUCUGCAUGAGCGGAGACUACACGCUGGAGGGCACCGAACACGCCAUGAAGGAGCUGGCGCAUGAAGAAGUCAACGAGUAUUUUGUCAUCGUUCUGAGCGACUCCAACCUGGAGCGCUACGGGAUCAGCCCCGACCGGUUUGCACGCACCCUCACCAGUAACCCACAGGUCAAUGCCUUUGCCAUCUUCUUCGGUUCCCUGGGAGAUCAGGCGGACAGGCUCCAGAGGACUCUGCCGGCCGGACGAUCUUUUGUCGCCAUGGACACCAAGCAGAUCCCCCAAAUUUGGAGGAUUUUCACAACCACCAUGCUGUCCAGUGCCUGAGAGAACUCCAGUGGGGCGAAUCGCACUGAAAUUGACAUGUCACUGAUGACAGUGAUCUCUGUGUCGAGGAGCAACAGGUUGAAUCUCAUGAUAAAAAUCAGGGUUACAUUUCACUGGAAAAUCAAAAGAAAGAUA
This is a messenger RNA of Cyprinus carpio (common carp), 5823 nucleotides long. RefSeq names its product von Willebrand factor A domain containing 8 (gene vwa8). Gene Ontology annotation, molecular function: ATP binding; ATP hydrolysis activity. The record is from RefSeq and is a predicted model, not a curated record. Gene Ontology annotation, cellular component: cytoplasm. Lineage: Eukaryota; Metazoa; Chordata; Actinopteri; Cypriniformes; Cyprinidae.